Zasmidium cellare ATCC 36951 is the source of this 1782-nucleotide messenger RNA. RefSeq lists its product as uncharacterized. The coding region runs from base 1 to 1782 and encodes 593 amino acids. The record is from RefSeq and is a predicted model, not a curated record. Lineage: Eukaryota; Fungi; Ascomycota; Dothideomycetes; Mycosphaerellales; Mycosphaerellaceae. The transcript is spliced from 3 exons. Gene Ontology annotation, molecular function: dipeptidyl-peptidase activity.
AUGCCAAACCAGAUUCAAGAUCUCCACACUGUGGAUGAGAGUUCAUUCCCAUAUGUCUUCGAGCAGAAUGCAACUGUUCCGCUCAAGUCGUCUGAAGGGCUUGUACGAGUGAAUGUUUACCGCCCAAAGACAGACAAGAAGGUGCCCGUUUUGGUCACCUAUGGGCCGUACGGUAAAGACAUACCGUAUGCUGACUUUCAUCCAAAAUCAUUCUCCGAGUUGAACCCUCAACAGAAGUCUCAGCACUCAGCAUGGGAAACACCAGAUCCUGCAUAUUGGACGAGUCAGGGCUACGCCGUCGUCCGCGCAGAUGAAAGAGGCACGGGACAGAGUCCGGGGUUCCUCGAUACCAUGUCGAAGGGUACCUCCGAGGCGUUCUUUGAAGUCGUCGAGUGGUGCGCCGAACAGCUUUGGUCCUCUGGCAAAGUCGGCAUCCUAGGCAUUUCGUACUAUGCUGGCACUCAAUGGCGCGUGGCAGCUCGCCAGCCGAAAGGACUUUCAUGCAUUAUCCCUUGGGAGGGCAUGAGCGACUACUACAGGGAUCGCUGCCGACAUGGAGGUAUUCUGAGCAAUACAUUUAUCUCCUUUUGGUGGAAUCGUCAGGUUGUGUCGAAUCAGUACGGACGGCCAGGCCGGAAAGCUGCGAAUUGGGGGCCGGACACGAUUGAGGGGGAUUUGAGUGAGGAAGAGAGGGCUGCAAACCGUCAGGAUCAGACGAUUGAUAACGAGAAGUAUCAUUACAGGGAUGAGCACUAUUAUGCCAGCAAAGAGUUCAACCUCGCCGAAAUCAAGGUUCCAGUGCUGUCUGUAGCAAACUGGGGUGGUAUCUUGCUGCACUUGCGUGGCAACGUUCAGGGUUAUCUAGGUGCUGGCAGCGACUUGAAGUAUCUGCGGUUCAUCACUGGACGACACGACUUGCCUUUCUACUACGAGGAAGAAGUCGAGCUACAGAAGAGUUUCCUGGACGCAUUCCUCAAGGGCGAAGACCGUGUUGGUUGGUCAGAAAAGGGCAAGCUUCCACCGGUCGACUUGGUCCUGCGCAAAGGCGACGUCGGCUUCAACGACGCCCAAGCAGAGAAGGCAUACCAGAGGAGGACAGAGAACGAGUGGCCAAUUUCACGGACACAGUACACUCGAUACUAUCUCCAUCCAGACAAGAGUCUGUCGUCUUCGGGCCCGUCCGGCGAACAGAAGGCACUCUCGUACAAGGCCUUGGGUACCAUGGAAUCUCCUCAGACCAUCCAGUUCGCAACUCCAUCCUUCGAAGCGGAGACAGAGGUGACGGGUCAUAUCGUCGCUCAUCUAGCCGUCUCCUGCUCUAGCAGCGCCGCCGAUCAAAGCCCACCAUCCGAUAUCGACCUCUUCAUAACUCUUCGCUAUAUCUCGCCGGAGGGCAAAGAAGUCUACUACACCGGCACAGCAGGCGAUCCCGUUCCCUUGACCAAAGGUUGGCUGAGAACAAGCUUGCGAAAAUUCGACGACCAGCACCCUCGCCAUAGGGAGUGGCUGCCACACCGAGAGUAUCGCCAGACCGAUGUCCAAGAAGUCAAGCCGGAUACUGUAUAUGAUGUGGAUGUGGAAGUCUGGCCGACAAAUGUAGUUGUUGAGAAGGGAGGGAAGCUCGUGUUUGAGGUUUCGAGUGGUGACACUCAAGGCUGUGGGCUUUUCGAGCAUACUUCUCCUGCUGACAGAUCGGAGAAAGUGUUCGCAGGCGUAAACAGCCUUCACUUUGGAGGCGGGCACGAGAAUUAUGUCGUCUUGCCCAUCAUCCCGCCGAAAUAA